AUCCAGUGAUAAUGGGUGCUUUCACUGCCACGUUUGGGGCUGCAAACGAGCCGAGCCGAGCUUAAUUUGUCGUGCUUGAGCUCGUUUCAUUUACUAAACUAGCCAAAAACUUGACUUAAUGAGCCGAGCUUACUCAUUUACUAAACGAGCCUGUUUAAUAGAUCCGAGCCUCUCUUAACGAACUGAGCUCUGUCGAACGAGCCGAAAACUUGAGUUCGAGCUUGUCUCGUUUGCUGAACGAAAACAAGCUGAGUUGAGCCGAGCCGAGCCGCGCUCUCGGUUCAUUUGCAGCCCUAGCCACGUGUAAUUUCCCACACCUUUCGACAUCACAUAUUCUUGCGAGUCCGUAAACCCAGUUGUAAACUUUACAAAAAUAGUCCAUCUCACAGUUCACAUACCAAGUAGUAGUGCUGUUGCGAUCUCUGGCACAAAUAACUUCGCACUAAGUCAUUAGCUGCUGUAAUUCUGACCUAAUUUUGCCCUUUUAACUCCAUUAUUGAAGAUAGAUUAAUCGUCCAUUUGUGCCACUAAAAACAGAGGACAAAUGCACUACAGCAUGGAUCCCACCCCACCCCAGUGUCUUUACGUAGGCCCACAUUUUUUCUCUUUGUCUUCUUCCCCAAAACAGAUGGCUCCCUCCUCUAUCCCUACCCUACUACCAAAGAAAACAAAAAACCAACGCCUUCCCAUUCACAACCACUGUGCUUGGAGGCAUUCAAAUCUCUAAGUAACGGACGUGCCACAACAAAACAGCACGUUGGAGUAUAUCAAUCCAUAUUUGGCCUAUAUGGUAUCUUAACACCAAGCAUUGGCCGGCUGAUCAAGGUUUGGGACUUAGGAUUUACUCUGUUACAAUCCUAAUGUCCCACAUCGACUAAGCAUGAGCUUGGCCAUGUAUGUAUAAACUCUUGAGUACCCUCCCUUUGUAAAUCGGUUUUCAAGAGUGAGUUCUACCUAAGGAUUUGUAUCAUACUCUCUCCUGAAGUUUCAGCUAGCUAGGUUUGAAACUUUUCAGGUGCUAUCUAUGAUCUUUUGGGGUGAUUCCGUAAUUGGGACUCCCUCAAAUGGGCCUUGAGAUUGGUCUCUCAAGAUUAGUCAAGGUGCACGAAAGUGUGUAGUGAGAAUUGAGAUCGAUGCUUCAACAUUAGUGGAUAUGUAAGUAAGCUGAUCUGGACACCUAAGUUACUAAAAAAAAGAUUUGGAGGGAGAACUAGAGGUCACACGUGGAGCACACAUCCCUCCCUCUGCUUUUUGAUGGGCCAGUGCAUGUUUUGCAGGUCACUAAGCAGAGCUUUUCUCAGUUUUUCUGAUCUAUAUAUAUACAUAUACCGAAGCUAGCUAUUUCUAACUUCUCAGCUCAAAACCCUCUCUCUCUCUCUCUCUGAAACUAGUUGAACGAUGGGGACGUCAGUUGAUCCAUUGGUAGUAGGGAGGGUGAUUGGGGAUGUGGUGGACAUGUUUGUGCCAAGUGUGACCAUGAAUGUCUACUUUGACACCAGGCAUGUCACUAAUGGGUGUGAUAUUAGGCCAUCUCUUGCUACUAAUCCUCCUAGGGUCACCAUCUCUGGUUUUCCUCAUAACCUCUACACUCUGGUGAUGACUGAUCCAGACGCACCAAGUCCGAGUGAACCUUCCAUGCGUGAAUGGGUGCAUUGGAUUGUGACGGAUAUUCCUGGUGGUACCGGUCCCACUGAAGGAAAAGAAGUGGUGCCAUACAUGGGGCCAAAGCCACCAGUGGGGAUCCACAGGUACAUAUUUGUGCUUUUCCAGCAGAGGGCUGCCCUGGGAGGCGCUGGUGUAGGAAUGGAUCAGCAGCAGCCCGUCUCACACCGGGCCAAUUUCAACACCCGGGCCUUUGCUCACCAGCUCGACUUGGGCUUCCCCGUUGCCACCGUCUAUUUCAACGCCCACAAGGAGCCAGCUAACCGGAGGCGCUGAAUUUUUUUAUUUUCAAUUAUAUGCUUGUAAUAAUGAUAUAAUAUUAUAAUUGAUGGUGCUA
Rhododendron vialii is the source of this 1999-nucleotide messenger RNA. Its product is annotated as protein MOTHER of FT and TFL1. Lineage: Eukaryota; Viridiplantae; Streptophyta; Magnoliopsida; Ericales; Ericaceae. The transcript has 4 exons. Bases 1399 to 1938 code for a protein of 179 amino acids. The record is from RefSeq and is a predicted model, not a curated record.